Molecule: messenger RNA, 1049 nt
Organism: Ylistrum balloti
Lineage: Eukaryota; Metazoa; Mollusca; Bivalvia; Pectinida; Pectinidae
Product: DNA-directed RNA polymerases I, II, and III subunit RPABC3-like
Exons: 4
Coding region: 168-617 (149 amino acids)
Biological process (GO): DNA-templated transcription
Cellular component (GO): RNA polymerase III complex; RNA polymerase II, core complex; RNA polymerase I complex
Molecular function (GO): DNA-directed RNA polymerase activity
Source: RefSeq, a predicted model, not a curated record
AGUUCCUUGUUAUAUUUGUGAAUUUGGGUCGAUUUCACGGCUUUUAAUAAAUCUUCAUCUAUUUAGGAUACAUCUAGUAAUAUUUCCUGAUAUAAUCCCGACAUACUUAAUAGUAUAUAUCCUGUUAGUGAUAAAAGCUUGGGAGGUCACGCCGGAUUUGAAGAAAAAUGGCGGGUGUGUUAUUCGAAGAUAUAUUCGAUGUGAAAGAUAUUGAUCCUGACGGGAAGAAAUUUGACAGAGUUUCCAGGCUAUUCUGUGAGUCAGAGUCAUUUAAGAUGGACCUGAUCCUAGAUGUUAAUACGCAGCACUACCCUGUUGAUCUAGGUGACAAGUUUCGUAUGGUGCUGGCGACAACGUUGCGAGAAGACGGAUCACCAGACGAUGGAGAGUAUAAUCCUCUGGACACUGGACCAUCUCGAGCAGAUAGCUUUGAAUAUGUCAUGUAUGGCAAAGUAUACAGGAUUGAGGGAGAUGAGACUGGUCCCGAUUCCUCACGAUUAGCUGCUUACGUGUCGUACGGUGGACUACUGAUGAGACUGCAAGGGGACGCAAACAAUUUACACGGGUUUGAAGUGGAUUCUCAUGUGUACCUGUUAGUGAAGAAGUUGGCUUUUUAAAUAGUGUGACUGUGCUACAAGUGUAAAUGUGAGAGUUGAGGAAUGAAAGGCAAUCAUGGCUACUUUAAUAGUUGAUAAAUUAGUCACACAAUCUUAGGUUUGUAACCACUUGAUUAACACAUUUUAUGAACCGUUGCUUACAAGUGAUCAUCUGUAUAAGGCCUGUGUGCUUUACCGACAGAUUAAUGAUGCUAUUUUCAUAUGUAGACCUUGACAUAUAAGAUAUUUUUGGAAAAGAUGUGUCUGAAAAGUGAAUAAAGAAAGAGUUAAUGUAGAUCGAGAAUAAUUUGAUGUUAAUCGAGAAUUACUUAAAGUAGAUUGAGAUAGUUUUUGAAUGACUGAGCAGAGUAAAUGGGUGUGUAAUAUUACCAUACCACCAUUCCAAAUGUGUUCAUGUUUUGUGAGAAUUCAUUUUUUAAAUAAAAGUUUUUA